Messenger RNA from Rubroshorea leprosula, 1612 nucleotides. The record is from the annotation of a GenBank genome assembly. NCBI's taxonomy places the organism in Eukaryota, Viridiplantae, Streptophyta, Magnoliopsida, Malvales, Dipterocarpaceae.
AACCAGAACUCAAAAAUGCCAAGCAUGGAAUUGCAACCAUCUCUGGACCGAGAAACCGGGAUGUCACGUUCCAGGGGCAAACGUGGUGGCUGGAUCACCUUCCCCUUUAUUGCAGCAACCCUGACGGGAUUGAUGCUGGCUGGUUGGGGAUGGCUGACAAACUUGAUUGUGUAUCUGAUUAAGGAGUUCAAUGUGAAGAGUAUUGAUGCUACUCAGAUUACAAAUAUUGUCAGUGGUGGCAUCAAUCUGCUUCCCAUCAUUUCAGCAAUUCUUACUGACUCUUUCUUAGGAUCAUUCUAUGUGGUUGCAAUUUCUUCCUGUUUCUCUUUGCUAGGAGUGGUUCUCCUGACCUUAACAGCAUCAAAUAGCUCCUUGAGGCCUCCACCAUGUGAGACUGCAUCAAGCUUAUGCCAAGCUCCAUCAAGGGUUCAGUUCUCAGUUCUAUAUGCAGCUAUAGCUUUAGCUUCGAUAGGCCUUGGAGCAAUGAAAUUUACUCUAGCAACAAUGGGGGCAAAUCAAUUUGAUACACCUCAGUAUCAAGGUUUCUUUUUCAACUGGUUCUUCUUUAUCCUUUAUGGAGCAUGUGUAGUAAGUACUAUAGGCAUUGUCUAUGUUGAAGAUAGUAUCAGCUGGGUAUUGGGGUUUGGUCUAUGUUCUGCUGCUGGUUUUGUUGGUUUAGCCAUUUUCUUGCUUGGCACCCGAUUCUAUCGACAUGACAAGCCUCAAGGAAGCCCAUACACUGGUUUAGCUCACGUUCUUGUUUCUGCUAUAAGGAAGAGGAAUAUUCCACUAUCAUCCAAAACUGAGGAUUAUUGCCAUGGAAUAGAUGGAACAAACAUGAUUUUGGCUGCAACUCCUUCUCAGAGCUUAAGGUUUUUGAACCGGGCAAGCCUAAAAACUGAAGGGGGCAUUCAAUCAAAUGGAUCCAUUACAAAGCCAUUGAGGCUAUCUGGGACAGUAGUUGUUGUGGUGUUAAUCUCCACCUGCAUCUCCCUUCUCAUCUUUGAUCGUUUCCUUCUCCCGACCUGGCAGAAGUUCACCAAUCGGGUGCUGACACCUCUCCAAUGGACUGGCCUAGGCCAUGUUUUUAAUGUGCUAAGCAUGGCCAUAUCAGCCUUGAUGGAGUCCAGAAGGCUGAAAAUAGCCCAUGCCAAGCACCUUCAACAGCAGCCCGGAGCUAUAGUCCCUAUGUCAGUCCUGUGGCUGUUUACUCAACUUGUUAUAGUUGGUAUUGGAGAAACAUUCCAUUUUCCGGGGCAAGUGGAUUUGUACUAUCAAGAAUAUCCAGUAGCACUCCGAAGCACACCAGCUGCCAUGAUAUCAGUAGUAAUUGGUACAGCGUACUAUGUGAGCACUGCUUUGGUGGGCCUGAUCAGGAAUGUUACAGGUUGGUUACCAGAUAAUAUCAAUGAGGGGAGGCUGGAUAAUCUAUAUUGGACCCUAGUUGUGUUGGGGUCACUAAACUUCAGCUUUUAUUUGCUCUGCUCUAGCUUAUACAGAUACAGAAAUGUUGAAAACAAAGUUGAUAAUUCUGUAAGGGGUGCCACUGGAGAAACAGAAACAGGGCAAGAAGCUUGAAUUUUACCUAGAGAAAUAAAAGUAAAAUGAAAAG